UAUAUAGGAAAUAUUUGAUUGUUUAUUUGUUUGUUUCCAUUGAACAGGCUCCGAAACUACAGAACCAUCUCCUUUCACUAUAUCCUUGGGUGACAUAUUAAUGAGGAUAUUUUUAUUACUAGUUUUUUUUUAAAAUUUUACGCGGAUAAAGUAGCGCGCAAUUGCUAAUCGCGAAUAAUCUGCUACAAUACAACAGAGAAAUGUAUUGCUAUACGGGCGAAGUCGGCGUAGAUCACUAGUUUUGAUGCGUUAACUCAGCUAUCGCUAGUGGAGGUCAAUACUAAUAAACAAAACUUUAAAACUAAAUAAAAACGGCUACGACGAUUGAAUUACGUUCAAAUCAUAACAUCGUAUUUUAGAAAUAUACAGACGGUAUCGGGUGCCAUUGGACAGAAGCUUUUACGUACAGACAGACAGUGAUAUCUUGUAUGUAUUGACAGGUGACAGGAGCAAUCAACGCAGAUAGCGUUCGUAUACACGAAUUUUAAUUAACAAACUUGACGCGCUCAUUCCCGACUUUGAAUUUUAAAUGAUCAUAGAAAUCUAAUAUGGCAGUUACGUAUUUUUAAAAGAAGCAUUAAACGUUAGGAAUAUUUUUAAAAAAUAGAUUUAAAUUGACAGCCGUUGAAAUUGAAAGUUGGUUUUAUGAAAUAACUUUUCUGCAAAACUUUUCUUUUCUUAAAACUUGAUGUGCUUUAGAUAGAACUUUUAUUAGUCGGUUAAGGAAAGAAAUCGGAGCAUUGUUUUAUUUUCGUUUAAUCUUUAACUUCUUGCUUGAAGUGCGAAACCUUACGUACCUAAUUUUUUAAUUUAAGGUCACUCCCCGGAAGCGAUUCGUAAAAAAAACCUUUAUUAUAUCUAUUUAGUUUACUUACACUAUUUGUACAAAUGACUAUAUUCCAACCUAUAGGACGAAUACCAGAGAUGUAAAAAUGUCAGAUCCUGUAACAUUGUACAGGCCGUGUCUAACCGUGAGCGGCAGAGAUAAAAUAAUUAAAAUAUUUAUAAUAUGAGUAGAAGUGAAGGCAUCAUCGCGGUGCGGCCGUGGGAUCGAGCUUUGUGGUCCGAUUGCGUCAAAGAUAUUUUUAGUAUGGCGGCGACAGGACGACGCGACUGUACAAAAAAUUUUCAAGCAAGGGUGGCGCCGAUUCAUGUCUUACCUACACGACGUGUCUCAAGUUUCAGUAUUGGAAAGUCAUAAAAAUUUAUCAUACAAUAAUUUAAUAUCGCUAUUUGUAAUUAACAAUAUACGAAAUAUAUAUUCGUAUUUAGGUGAAGUUCAUCUCUAAUGAAUAGUUCCAAAAUAAAUAUAAACAGAUGAAAUAUUAAUGGUAGAUCGACAGUGAUCGAUUACUUUUGCUACGGUGCAAUAACAUUGAUGUCUGGCGAGCAGGAUGCGCGCUCACCGAUGCGAUCGGCCAUGGCGUCCGAACGUACAUAAUUAUACCUACGAUACUAUAUAGAAGCAGUAAAUAUGGAUGGGAAAUGAUGGACAAGAUAAACACAAACCGGUCAACGAUCGACGCGGCUUUACUACAUCCGUCCUUGUCGCACCCGAAGGAUUGCAAACGCGCGGGCGGGGGGCGGCGCGCUGGGCGGGAGGCACGUACACAUCGCAGUGGAGAUGGUUAUUUUUUGUGCGUUGUCAAUGAAGGGACGGGUAGGGGUGGGCCGGCCCAGGAUCUCUCAUGCUCAGUCCUUAGCCACACGCGACCGAGACAGCCACGCGCACGCGCACAUGCCGAGUCUACCACGAAACAUGAAUUACGACGGCUGUGAUAGAAUAGUGCCCAUCAAACGCGAAGAGGAUCCUGACUGCCGGGAUGACGACGAAUAUUAUCGAUACGUGCCCGUCGAAGUGAAAAGACACGACCCACAAGCUUUCGCGCCAUCCUCACCAACACACCUAAUGGAUUUGAGCAACGGAAUUGAAAGACCGGUGCUGCAGCAGGCUUGGCCCACCAAUGUCAUAUUCGACAGCGAGGACCGAGACUACCAGCAGCCGCAAUACCCGCCGUACGACCAGCUCUACAUGACCGAUCAGAGACAAAGACAAUUACCUCGGACGUUCUACUUUGACGAUUCCAAUUCCCAGGACAGAGUGAACGGAUUCUACGAAAACAAUGAAGCGGCGAAGAUCGGGGAAACAUCGUACAGGGAGUCGACGGAGGAACGGAGCGAUGACAACGACGAGCAGAGAAGAUCGAGAAAGCGAUCCUCGAAAGCGUCUAGAAAGAAAACGCAAUCGUUCGAGGAGAUGCAAAUACAACGGGUAAUGGCGAAUGUAAGAGAGCGGCAAAGGACUCAGAGUCUGAACGAGGCGUUUGCCAGUUUACGGCAAAUCAUUCCAUCUCUGCCUAGCGAUAAAUUGUCCAAGAUCCAGACGCUGCAGCUGGCGACGCAGUACAUCGAGUUCCUGUACCAGAUCCUAUCUAGCAACGAGUGCGGGGCAAGCGAGGGGAGCGAGACGGGCAGUGAACACGGCAAAUACCUCGCUCAGGACAAGCUUAGCUACGCCUUCUCCGUGUGGCGCAUGGAAGGCGAGUGGACAAACGGACAAACGUGAUACUAGAUAUUCUAAAGACGUUGAUUAUAUUCCAUAUUAAGAUUGUUAAUUGAUUAUUUUGUAAGAAAGUGAAGUUUAAAUUAUUAGUUUUAAUUAGCGUUGUAAGUUGCAAGUUGUGAUAGUUCUUGUAAGUGGAUAAGAAAUAUCAAAAACUAAAAUAAUGUGAUUAUGGAUCAAUUAAUGUUAGGACCUACAGUAGUGAGUAGUUGUAAAUUAUAACAAAGAAAUACAGCUGUAUACCAAAAAGAUGAUUGAUUGUAUCUAUUUGUAAUGUAAAACAUAU
Messenger RNA from Papilio xuthus (Asian swallowtail), 2849 nucleotides. RefSeq names its product twist protein (gene twi). Gene Ontology annotation, biological process: developmental process; regulation of transcription by RNA polymerase II. Bases 1625 to 2566 code for a protein of 313 amino acids. The transcript has a single exon. The record is from RefSeq and is a predicted model, not a curated record. Lineage: Eukaryota; Metazoa; Arthropoda; Insecta; Lepidoptera; Papilionidae. Gene Ontology annotation, molecular function: DNA-binding transcription factor activity, RNA polymerase II-specific; protein dimerization activity; RNA polymerase II transcription regulatory region sequence-specific DNA binding.